Phoenix dactylifera (date palm) is the source of this 690-nucleotide messenger RNA. The record is from RefSeq and is a predicted model, not a curated record. NCBI's taxonomy places the organism in Eukaryota, Viridiplantae, Streptophyta, Magnoliopsida, Arecales, Arecaceae.
AUGACCGGAAAGAUGCAGCUUGCUUGCACGAACGAAACAGCUAUAAACAGUUCCUUGUUCCCAUUAACAAAACAUCCCCUUUUUCUUCGCUCUUCCGGAACCGGUACAGAAAUUGGUGCUUUUUCUACUUUGUUUACCUUAGUGACUGGGGGGUUUCGGGGAAAGCCUAUGUGGGGUACCUUUCGGGUGUGGGAUGCUCGUUUAACUUCUGUAUUCAUCUUGUUCCUUAUUUACCUGGGUGCACUGCGUUUUCAAAAGCUUCCUGUCGAACCGGCUCCUAUUUCAAUCCGUGCUGGACCGAUCGAUAUACCAAUAAUAAAGUCUCCAGUCAACUGGUGGAAUACAUCGCAUCAACCUGGGAGCAUUAGCCGAUCUGGUACAUCAAUACAUGUUCCUAUGCCCAUUCCAAUCUUGUCUAACUUUGCUAACUUCCCCUUCUCCACCCGUAUCUUGUUCGUUCUGGAAACACGUCUUCCUAUUCCAUCUUUUCCCGAAUCUCCCUUAACGGAAGAAAUAGAAGCUCGAGAAGGAAUACAAAAAAAACCUAGAAAACUCGCUGAGAUUGACGAUUCUCUCUGUGUUGCAUCCAUGGCGCUUAAUGGUUACAACAUUGGCUGGCAAAUUGGGGAAUACGGCUUUGAGUCGGGGCACCCCGCCCCGGUAGGUGGUGGGAUAAGAGAUGGAGACUAG